Molecule: messenger RNA, 1147 nt
Organism: Onthophagus taurus
Lineage: Eukaryota; Metazoa; Arthropoda; Insecta; Coleoptera; Scarabaeidae
Source: RefSeq, a predicted model, not a curated record
UUCAGUUAUUUCAACCCUUUUACUUUUUGUCCGCCUUUUAUUAAAUUAAAGUAUUAUUUUAAUUUUUACUAAUGUCAUCGUCGACAGAAUUAACUUUAGUCAGCAGCUUGGUGAUUGAUUCGCAAGGAUUAGGAGAUGUUUCGCCUUUACCACAAACUCAAAACUCAACCGAUUCAUUACCUUCCAUCUUUCUUCCUCGGAGAAUUUACGUUCGAAAUACUAACGAAAAUAGAAGAGCGGUAAUCGCUCGUUAUGAGAGUGGAAGAACAACAACAGCGACAGGAUUCUAUUUAUGUAUGAUGUCUGUAUUGUUAUUGUGCACUGGAGCUGGUUUAAUAUCAACAACAACGUUUCUUUUAAUUUACCGUAACCCAUAUACACAAAUAACCGAAGGAAUUUUCCAUUCAGAAGCUAUUAAUUUUACAUUAUGCGCGGGAAUUGUAAGCAUUUUGUGUUGGUGGAUCUGCUGGAUAGCUCACGAUAAUAUAAAAAAUUACAUAUUUUUCCCGUUAUUAAUCGUCGUGCUAACAAUAUCUUUAUCGAUGUUGUUAACAUCCAUUGGAAUCGGUGUUUCGCUAAAAUCACGAUUAUUAAUUUUCGACAAAAGUUCUAGUAAACCCGUAAAACUGGCUUCGAGCCACCACAUGACGUUAUUAAACGAGACUUUGACCACAAGUUUAAAGUUGUAUUGGGAAAACGAAGUGUACAGAACGUCUUGGGAUCGUGUUCAACAACGAUUAAAGUGUUGUGGAAUUAAUCAAGCCAAAGAUUGGGGUCCAAAAGAAAAAAUACCUGAAUCUUGUUAUGAAGAAAAUGGGGAAAAUGUUGCAACAAUGACCAUCUCCUAUGGGAAAGAGAUAACGACUUCGCGAGGUUUUGGUUUGUUCUGGCGUCUAUUAUCAAGAUGGAGAGGGAGUAUCUACAAACUUAUCUGGGCGGAUUUAAUCAUCUACAUUAUUAUUUAUUUUAUUCUUAAUAGCGUUUAUCGUUACGCUUUAAAUGAAGAUGGCCAAAGAAAAUUAAUCAUCUAUUUUGUCACAUCAAGUAUUAUAGAAAAACUUUUAAUUCAAAUCAAUGUUCAACACUAUGUAUUGUUAGACCCAAUCGCCGAUUUCGGACAAGUGCCGAAAUUAUCGAGCAUUUCGCG